Messenger RNA from Solenopsis invicta (red fire ant), 3424 nucleotides. RefSeq names its product GTP cyclohydrolase 1 (gene Pu). The transcript is spliced from 6 exons. NCBI's taxonomy places the organism in Eukaryota, Metazoa, Arthropoda, Insecta, Hymenoptera, Formicidae. Gene Ontology annotation, cellular component: cytoplasm. Gene Ontology annotation, biological process: tetrahydrofolate biosynthetic process; tetrahydrobiopterin biosynthetic process. The record is from RefSeq and is a predicted model, not a curated record. The coding region runs from base 650 to 1444 and encodes 264 amino acids. Gene Ontology annotation, molecular function: GTP cyclohydrolase I activity; GTP binding; zinc ion binding.
UCUUUUUAACGCGAUUUCUUGAUAAUAUUUUUAAUGAUUUGAUGCAUACCUGGAUGCAUCGAACUGGAGGAGGGAGAAGGAUGAAAAUCCCUCUCUAUCUCGUAAUCUCUGACGCGAAGUGGACUUGCGGCUCUUUGUGAUACAGUAGGAAUAGCAGUCGGAGGGAGAGAGAAAGAGAGAGAGAGAGACACGGAGGCCGCGCGCAUAUAUACGGAAGGACUCGUGGGUGACGUUCGCUCUCGCCGCUACCACUGGCUACCAGCUACCACAACCACCGUCGCUCGGUCCACGCUCAGUCGCGCUCCGCACGUCCUGAGAAUCAUCCGCGUCGCGACUCCUCCGCGCCUCCGUCACUCGUCGCACGCCGUACCGGCUUCUCUUCUCCACGUAGACGUGUCUCCUCUUGGCCUGCUCCGCACCACGUGCCAUCCUCGCACGAGACAUCCUCAGUGUCUCACGCGCGGCUCUCGCCCGCGCGCAGCUUCCCAGAGAAGAUCCUUCCAGUUCGUUGUCAGGACGAAGCUCUUUUCGCCGCAGGACGACGAGAAACGAUAGCACAACUAUUUCGAACCACUUGAACCACAUCCCGGAAACCUUCCGAUCUCCCGAAUCGAAACAAGUGCCAACGAUCGACGCCGAAAGAUCAAUCAUGAACGGAGUAUCGAGCGCAAAGUUGAAGAUGUACGAUGGCGAGGACGGCAAUCCGAUAAUGAUCAAGAAGCCCUUGCCAUUGAGGGCGGUUUCGUGGAAUGACAACAUCGAGGAAGCCGACCUGGACGUCCCUGGAACGCCCAGAACACCGCGUACGUCUACGACAAAAGGCCACGAGAAAUGUAUGUUCCAUCACGAUUUGGAGCUGGACCACCGACCACCCACGCGGGAGGCGAUGCUACCGGAAAUGUCUCGAAGUUACAAAUUGCUUCUAAGUUCGCUGGGCGAAGACCCGGAACGACAGGGUCUCCUGAAAACGCCGGAACGCGCCGCAAAGGCCAUGCUCUUCUUCACCAAAGGAUACGAUCAGAGUCUCGAAGAUGUGAUUAACGAUGCGAUAUUCGACGAGGAUCACGAUGAGAUGGUAGUGGUAAAGGAUAUCGAGAUGUUUUCCAUGUGCGAACAUCAUUUGGUACCGUUCUACGGUAAGGUGUCCAUUGGUUAUCUCCCCUGCAAGAAGGUACUGGGUCUCAGCAAACUCGCCAGAAUCGUGGAGAUCUUCAGCAGACGACUCCAGGUGCAGGAGAGAUUGACGAAGCAAAUCGCGAUAGCGGUCACGAAGGCCGUACAGCCUGCCGGCGUCGCCGUCGUGGUUGAGGGAGUACACAUGUGCAUGGUCAUGCGAGGCGUACAGAAGAUCAACAGCAAGACAGUGACCUCGACGAUGCUGGGCGUGUUUCGGGACGAUCCGAAGACCCGCGAGGAGUUCCUGAACCUGGUGCACAACAAGUAAACGGUCGAGACGCGUCGCGGUGUCAUUAUCGUCGGCCACCGGUGGGGCUAGUAGAUUUCAACGCAUGACACCCCGACUGCGUUCUCCGACAUCCGACCGCUACCUCGUUGCGAAGCCCUCUCCCGCGGGGCUUCGGAAUCGUCAUCGUCGUCGUCGUCGCUGCCGCCACCGUAAAUCACAAUCCCUCCCGCAUACAUUCCGUUUAUUCUAAAAGAAAAAACAAAAUAAAAUAUCUAGACCUCGACGACGUUUCCAUGUGCCUGUGUAUCGUGAAUACGAUCGGGAAAGUCCAUGCAGGGGCGAUCGCUUUCCGGGACCAAGAUAGCGCGACAGCGGGUGGCGGAGACGACGUUCGACGCGCGUCCGCGCUAAUAAGGAUGCGCUCAAACUGCUGAUCGAGUGACACUGACAAUAGCGACGACGCGUCGUGGUCAUCCGCGAAGACGCCUGCACGUUCGCGGAGCGACGACGACGCGGAUGACUCACGAGCGACUUGUCGCGCAUUUCCGACGCGAAGGGACAGCGAAAAGGACCAAUUGUUCAACGCGAUAAAAUGCGUCUUCGUGGAAACGGAAAGUUGCUGCUGGUUCAGCGACAAUCCUGUCGCAAGAGUCCACGAGGGUUCGCUGCGCCUUCGACCGAGCGAGUUCGUCGCUUACGAAAGAGCUUUUUAGAUAAUUUUUCAACGAAAACUCCCGUCGAUCGCAGACACGACAGCCGGCGCGUCUCUCUCGUGACAAUAAAUUAUACAUCUUGUAGACUAGUGAAUAUUCCUUCGAAGAGAUCGCGCUCGACUUCUUCGUUCGUUUGCGUCGACCGUGCGAGAUUUCGGGACUCACAGUUUUACGUCGUGUCGUUUCACGAUAUUCGACGUUUUCCGCAGCUGCGAAACUCGACAGCCAUGGGUUUCGCAUCGUCGCUGAUCUGCGUGAUCGCCUAUACUUUUGUUCGCCCCCGUUAAUAAGCGCAUGUUACGAUUAAAGCACAAAUUGAAACACCAUUGUUAAAAGUUAGGAUCCUUUUUUCGCUUCUCACAACCUUUAAUUUCUAAAAUUAAAUAUCUUGAUUCAUAUCUCAAAGUUAAAAUGCAUCGAAACUUAAAUUGCAAGAAAAUAACGUUUCAUUAUAUAAUUUGCAACUCUAAAACAUGAUGAAACAUUUGAAAGAACUUACUUUUAAUUAAUUAAAAUUUCAAAAACAUUUGCGCACCUUGGCUCCGUUUAGAAAAAAUUAUUUCAAAUGCGCUUAUUACCGGAUGCCACGUGUCAUCAUUCAUUGUUCACUAAUGAAUGAUUUUUUCAUGUUAAUUUAACUUAAUUUUAAAAGAACUCGCGAAAGAAAUGUCGCGAAAUGCGCACUGCCUCAGCCAUGCAUUGCGCAUCGUGACGAGCUCCGAAAGAUUGUUUUACACCGCAUUUGCCUAUUCCACUUGUCGAGAUGUUUCCCAGGGAAAAUUGUCCACCCUCGGACGUCCAUUCUCGAUCAUCAUCAAGUGCAUAUCAUUAAAAUUAAUUUACUUUGCGUAUUCUACAUUUUUAAUGUAGAACAAAGAUAUUGUUAUCGCAAUUUAUUUCUCGUAUAAGCGUUAUUAAAUCCGUGCGAUUACAAAAAAUUUAUAUUUUAUCUGGAACCGUGAAAAUUUACAUAGAAAAUGUAUAUAUUAUCUUUGUUGCACCUUUACUUUUUGCGUGCUUGCGACUAAUCCACGAGUACCGCACCUCAUAUUGAGAUUUUUACUGAUAUUUUAAACGAUAUAAUACAAUAUAAUACAGUUUAUUAUGUACAUAUCGAUUUAUGUUAGAAUAUGUGAUUCAAAACUUCCUGCCUCAACAGACUGAAGUGAUAAAGCUUCGGUAUAUUCUCCGAUUAUAUUUUCUGAACGCAAAAGGUUGGAGAGAGUUGUUCAAGUUAUACUUAUGAAACUAAACGUUUAAUAUUUGUAAUAUUUUUCUGAUGAUAUUAUAUAAAAAGUUAUAUUUA